AUGAAACUCUAUAAGAGCUCCGAAACUGGCAAAAUAGCUUCUCAGCUUCGCAUUCAGUCUAUACUCUCGCCUACAGACCCAGAGGGUGACAAAGGAUCCAACGCAUCUCCCAAGGCUUCAGCAACUUCAAAAAGAAAGAUCGAAGAAUUAUCCUCAGCCCAAGAGGGCACGCCACCGGCGUCAAUCUGGCAUACUCAAGAUGAAGAGCAGCCUAGAGCUGACGCCGGUGAUGAUAACUCUCCGGGUAGAGUCACGCCAGCCACCUCUGAUAAGAAGGCUGGAAGGAGAGGAUCACGAAUCCAACAACCGAUCCGAUCUAGCAUUGCUUGUCUGAGAUGUCGGAGAUCGAAGAUCAAGUGUGACAAUGAUGGCGGCAACAGCCCGUGCGACACGUGUGUUAAAGGAGGACAUCAGUGCCAAUAUCCAGAAGCAGUUCCUCCUCCACCAAAACGAAACGAUUCCCCGACAACAGGGAAACCCGAAAAAGAACCACAGCAGGAGAAGAAGCGAACGAGAAAGGGAGAUGAUAUACCCAAAUGGAGCAGUGAAAGAUCAGCAGUAUACGCAGCCGGAGUUCUCUCAUAUCCAUUUUUAACGACGGAACUAUGGGAUCAGUUGCUCAACAUUUACAAACUACACUAUGCCACAGAAUUGCCCUUUCUUCACUUGCCGUCUAUGAAGGAGAAAAUGAGCAGCGGAUCAGGUCAGGAGAAUGAGGAUUCAUCAGAGCCGAACUUGGUCCUGCUUGGUAUCUUGAUGCUUACAGCACGUUUUCACCCCGAUCUGGUACGAUAUGUGACGCAUUUACCAAGUCAAAACAGCUCAGGUUCCCGACCAUCCACCUCAAAAACCAAGUCUGGGCCGUUGUACGCCUCGGAAUUCUUUGCGACUGCACUUACAACAGCUCUGGGUCCCCUCAGGACAGUCAUGGAUACUCUCACGAUUGAAAGAAUACAGUGCUUCCUGAUGCUUGGAUUAUUCGAGUGGAGCCAAGAGAACAACUCCAGUGCUUGGAUGUAUCUUGGGGUAGCCAUUCGCAUGGCCAAGUUGAUGAGACUAGAGCAAGAUGACCGGCGAAUGGCUAUACUGGAAAACCAAGCGCCUGACACAAAACGAUUUGAGAAGAAGUCACCGGAGAUAGCGAUAAUAAGAGAGACGCGGAGACGGACGAUGUAUAGCUGCUUUAUUCUGGAUCGUCUGAUGAGCUGCGGGAGUGAGCGACCGCUGAGUAUUGCAGUCGAGAGCAUGUUGAUCCAGUUGCCAUGUUCUGAGAUGGCCUUUGAUCUGUCUCUUCAAGUCUACACUGGACUAUUACAACCCCACGAAGGAUCCAGUCAGCCUCAGAUCAACGAUAAUAGCACGUUAAGCCGACUUGCCAAGUUGGUUGAGAUAUGGGGCGAGAUUUCGAGGUACAGUUCGAUCGGUGGCCGGUUACAAGACACGCAUCCCCCGUGGAACCCCAGAUCGACUUUCUAUAAGUUACGAGAGAAGGUGAUUACGUUCGGCAAAGAUCUCCCCGACACUUUCACAUUAUCUCGACAGAAUUAUUACCGGCACGAUAAUCACCAGGCUACCAACACCUACGUGUCGCUACAUAUGCUGGCCUCAGUUUGCCAUAUUGUUCUCAAUCGAGAAUAUCUUCCUUUUCUGCCCCUGCGAUGCCGUGGGCCUCAUGGGACCCCAAUGGUCAACCAAACUGUGCUCAACUUUGCGCCAGAUCGGUUCUGGGAAGAGAGCGCAGAAGAUGUCUUCCAAUCGUCUCGUAGCAUAAUCGAUUUGGUUAGUGUCAGCAAAGAAAAGCUGCCUUUGUCCUCGUUGUCGAUAUUCUCCCUCUGGCUCGCUGGGUUCAUUUCUAUUUACGCUCACCAUUUUCCGCAGAUGGAUACGAGCCAUCGAUCGAGGAGUGAACAGGCUGAGAGUCCACAUGCGGGGGGGACUUUGAGUAUACUCGAACAGGGGCAGGCUGGGACAGCAUGCCAGGCAUUGCGAAGAGCUGUAACUUACUUGCCCAGCGCUCAAAGAUACCUGGAUAAUCUUGAGGCGGUAGAUCGGUAUUUUGCACUGGCGAAGAACUCGACGCAGGGAUCACUCAGUCUGAGGCUUGGCGGAGUUGGCAACGGUGGCGAACCCAACCAGACAAGAUCGCAAGAUAAGCAACGACGAGAAGUAUACGAUACGCACCGCAAAAAUAUAAGUCCCAUGUCAGUGUCUCUGGAAAUGAUGAACUCGCCCCGACCCAUGCUGGAGGAACCCCCCAAGCCCAACUCUUCAACGGCAAAGAGCCAGCUCUCGCUGCCUGGGAUUGACGAAGGACCAUUAGCGAUGGAUACACCAAAGCUCUUAUUGGACAAUAUUGAGACAUUGGAGUCGGAACGGAUGGGUUGGAUAUUGAAUGAUUUGGAAGGUUUCUCGGGCGCGGGUUCUUUGAGGGUUACCUUGCCAAAAUAG
Molecule: messenger RNA, 2448 nt
Organism: Fusarium proliferatum ET1
Lineage: Eukaryota; Fungi; Ascomycota; Sordariomycetes; Hypocreales; Nectriaceae
Exons: 2
Coding region: 1-2448 (815 amino acids)
Biological process (GO): DNA-templated transcription; regulation of DNA-templated transcription
Cellular component (GO): nucleus
Molecular function (GO): DNA-binding transcription factor activity, RNA polymerase II-specific; DNA binding; zinc ion binding
Source: RefSeq, a predicted model, not a curated record